UGACAACGGCUCGCACUGGACUCACAGGGGGAGAAGCGGAUUUGGGUUUUUUUUCCCCUUUGCAGGACUGUGAAGGCGCACUGGUGGUCAGUUUCGCCUAUCGAGACCAACACACCCGGAGCUCGCUGUCCACUACGGCUGCUGAUCCGUGUAAGGAAAUCGCAUCUACAGGAUGGACUCCGUGAUGUGCUGUCACAGAAAAAUGGACCUAAACUUCAUGUGUAACUGAAAGAGAGAGAAAGAGAGUGUGUGAGAGAGAGAUUUGCUCUUCAGGAAUGCUAAUGCAGAAAGGCCCAGUCCUGCUUGGUGUUAAUACCGCUGAUUUACACGUAUGAUAAAAACGAGCUGAUUGAUUGGUCAGAGAGGGGUCGGCGUGUCAGCGAUGGGUCGUAAGUUAGAUCUGUCUGGCCUAACGGACCACGAGGCGGAGCAUGUGCUGCAGGUGGUGCAGAGGGACAUGAGGCUACGUAAGAAAGAGGAGGAGCGCCUCAGUGAACUGAAGCAGGAGCUGGACGAGGAGGGCAGUCGCUGCCUCCUGCUGUCACGGCAGAGUUGCUUCAACCGGCGCUGCUGCAUCCGCUGCUGCUCGCCCUUCACCUUCCUGCUCAACCCCAAGCGCCAAUGCCACGACUGCCGCUACAACGUCUGCAAGGCCUGUCGGGUCUACAACAAGCGGGACAAAGCCUGGCUCUGCUCCGCCUGCCAGAAGAGCAGGUUACUGAAGACACAGUCACUGGAAUGGUUCUAUGCUAACGUGAAGAAGCGCUUCAAGAGGUUUGGCAGCGCCAAAGUGCUGAAGACUCUUUACAGGAAGCACCUGGUGGAGCACGGGGCGCUUUCAGAGCUAACUGAGGGCAGCGCCUACGAGGAGAGUAUCUGCAAUGAGGGCAGCAUCUGUGGGAGCGACUCGGCCUUCUACAGACAAACUGAAGAGCACAGCAUGGCAGAGACGCUCACUGUGGCCUUGCGGGUGGCAGAGGAGGCAAUAGACGAGGCCAUUUCCAAGGCUGAGGUCAACACCGCCAGUCAGGAGAAGCAGAAUGAGGCGCAUUAUCUGCGGGAGCACAGAGGAGAGCUUAUUGAAGAGCUGGCCCAAACUAUUGUGCAAAAAAUUAUUAGGAGGAGGAAGACUUUGGCUGAGAUGAGGGCAGAAUAUGCCCAGGAUUGGACACUGGAACACAACACUGACCUUCAUCAUCAUCAUCAGUCUGCCUGUGAUCAAGCCUCUGGCUCCCUCAAACACCAGCCAGGCCUCUGGAGGUCGCACUCUGCCUUCUCAUUGUUGGACAAUGACCCUCCAGGUCUGAUAAAAGACUCUCCUCAGGCCUUAAAGAAGGACGGAGGCGGUUCAGCCAUGUCGACCUGGAAGAGUGUAGACCGGCUGGACAAUGCUGUGCUGAAGAGCCCAGACGGGAACUGGAUUGCCCUGCAGAGUGCCCAGCUGUCACGUCCCAGCCUGCUGACCAAAAGGAAGAGUCUGGUCUACAGUGUCUUGGAGAAGGAGUCUGCAGUGGUGUCUGCCUAUGAAGGCAUGGGCUCUGACAACGAAACCAAACCCGAGCCCGACAGCUCCUGGGGUGCCGCCCUCCAGGAGAUACACAGGAAGAUGACGGACUCUAACUUCAACCUGCAGGACACCUGCAACAGGACCCCGUCCCCUCUGACGAGCCGCCGAGGCAGCAGAGACAAUCUGCUUUCAGACUCUGAAGGGAACUGGAAUCCCAACAAACCACUGCUGGCCCUUUUAAAGCGGAAGGUGCCUGCGGAGAUCAGACGACCUUCAUCGUCCUGCAGGACCAGCAUCAUCGACGUGAACUUUAACUUGGAGGGAACAGGAGAGGCGGAGGAGGAAAGGGAGGCUGCAGAGCAGGAAGUGGGAAAAGUCAGGAGGUCACGAAAGAAAAGGAAGAGUAAGAAAGAGUUAGCAGCUUCUUCUGUGCUGGAUUACAGCAAAACAGACAUCCACCUUUCUGACACUGCGACCCCUGACACUUUGACCUCUGGAGCCACGACCCCUGAACCAUUUGACAUCACAGGACACGGAGCCUAUCAGACAGAGCAGGAGGUGACGUCAAAACUACAACAGCUGGCAGGCCGAGUUUCUGACUGCUCCACCGGUGGAGAAGAAGUUGAUGAAGUCAGAGGUGCUGGCCGUGAUGGACACAUUGAGGAAAAGAGACGAGGAAGCGAGAGCAGAGAUGAAGAAGAUGGGAGGCUGUGGAGGAUGGAGAUCGAUUUGGAUGAUGGGAAGACGGACGAUGAGGAGAAAGAGGAGGAACAGAAGGACGUAGAAGAUGAAGAGAUGGAAUACAGAUUGUACCAGCUUGUCGCACAGUCCAGACUCAUGUACUUCACGUCUGCUGAUGAUGAGUUAGACAAAGUUGUCCGGAGUGAAGGAAAGUGGGAGAGAGACGAGGAUGAGCAGCAGGACGAAGAGCAGAAUGAGGAAAAGACAGACGGACUUGCUUACAAACUCUGUCAGCUGGAAAAAGAAGUCAGGGCGAACCAGUUCUCCUCCACAGAGGAUGAGCUGGACAGAGUGGGCGUCGUGGACGAGGAGAAGACGACAGGAGUGGAGGAGGAGGAGGAGGAGGAUGGGAAGAAAGAGGAGCUGGCUGUGAAAGUGUGCAGAUUAGCUAACCAAAUCAACGUCACCCAGUUUUCCUCCACCGAGGAUGAGUUGGACAGAGCAGGCAUAGUUAAAGAGGAGGAGGAGGAGGCAAUAGACGAAGAGACGCUGUGGACAAGACAGGCAGAAAAGGCCGUUCAGGCCGCACAACUGCGGGAUUUGUCCAGUCUAGUGAGUGCUUCUCAGUUUUGUUCCACUGAGGAUCAGCAGCUCAGAGCGGCAGAGAAUGAGGCUGUAACUGAAGGGGGACUUCUGGGUAGUAUGUGGGAGGAGGCGGUGGGAAAGAAUCGGGACAGGAGAGAAUCGUUCGGAGAUUUGGAUGUGAAAAUGUUUGAUUUGAGGGAUGAAAUUGAGGAGAGACGGAAGCAGAGCAGUGAUGAACAAGUAACAGCUGAGAAUGUUCAGACAAAAGACGUCCACCACGACGAAACAGAGGCAGAGAAGAAUGAUUGCGUGGAGGAGAUUGAGGAUGAAAGGAUGGUGAAAGGGCAUGUGUGUGUAGAUAAAGUAGAAGUUUUGAAAGAGGACGAAAAAGAGAGACAAGCCACAGAAGCAGAGAGAACAGAGGAAAUAAUAGUCUUGCAUGAUACAAAAGUCCAGCAAGACACUCAGCCGGAGGCAAAGUGGCCAGACGGAAAGGAGGGAGAAGUGAGACGGGAGGAGGAAAAGAUCAGCGAAAGUAAAGAGAGUCCAGAGAAAUGGGAGACUGCAGCCGAGAGCGAUGAGGAGGAUGCAGAAUUUGACAGAAUAAUCAGUAGCAUGUUGAUGAUGACUUUAGAGGACAUGCAGGGAGAGAAAUUAAUGGACGGAGCUGCAGAAAAUGUGGAAGUAAAUGGAGAGCCAGAGGAUACAGAGACCUAUGAAAAGGUAAAAAUAGGGAGAGAAAGUGGAUUUGAGGACAAGGAUGUUGGUGCACAAAGCGCAAAGGCAUCAGAGGAGACAGAAAGUGCAAAAGAGCCUCAAAGUCGGGGUGACAACUUGAUGCCAAAAUCAGCUGUAGGAGAAAGACCGAGACAAAAUGUAACUGAGCGACUUGGAGGAGACAUUCACAGUAAAAAAGAGAGUGGAGACGCGACAGACAGAAGUGAACAUGAACAGGAGGAAAAAGACACAGAUGGACAGGAAAACAGGGAUUUAGAAAAAGAAAAACCUCCAGCUGUAACAGUCAAAGAGACCAAACAGGCCCGCGAGCCAAUAGAAAUGGAUGGUGACCAACAAGAGGACCGAAGAGGAACAACUGAAUGGCAAACGACGGAGACGCAUGGAGACGCCGCAGGGGGAGCCAGUGGACGUGAAGAGACAGAUGAAAGACUCGAGCAGAGCAGCACGUCUUCUCUUCAGGAGGGUUUACUGUCACCGGAGGAGAUUCAAAUCGGUAGUGACACGGAGCUUUACAAAACAAUAGAGUUUAUAUCAACUCUGCUGGAGCAGAGAUACUCGGCUGUGUCUCUGCGCAGCAUCACCACUGAGGUUCUGAAGGUGCUGAACGCCACUGAGGAGCUGCUGCAAGGGGUGGAGGGAGGAGAGCACCCCCAACCCCCAGCCACAUCACUGCCCCCCGACACCGACCCCAAGAAACUGGACCAGCAGUUCUCCAGACUGGAGGAGAAUGUGUACGUGGCAGCCGGCGCGGUGUACAGCCUUGAGGCGGAGCUGAGUGACCUUGAGGAGUGCGCCAGGGGCAUCUGCAGCUCCACGUCCGAUAUGGAGCUGACCUUUCUGGAGGAGCAGGUGGCAUCUGCAGCUGCCAAAGUUCAGCAGUCUGAGCUACAGAUUUGUGACAUCUCAGCCAGAAUUGCUGCUUUGAAGAGCGCAGGCCUUAACGUGGACACGCAGUCACGCGCCGCUAAGACCAGGACGAUUCCAGUUAUGCCUGUCACCCUGGACUCAUCCAGACAGCUGAGAAGGAGAUUACCUGCACCUCCAGCUAAAGAAGACAAGGAAACCUAAAUCCUGGACCCAGGACCCCCCGCAGUACCUCCACCACAGCAGUGCCUUGACCCUGCCACUCUGCAGCCUACAGGCCAGUCCUAAGUGGUCCAUUCAGAUACCGUUUGCCUUAAUCACAUUGUAAACAAAACACGCCUCAGAUGAUUCUGGACUCUAAUACUGUAAGUGUAUUUGAUGUAGCUGUGCUUAAUCAGUCACCGACUGUUGAUUCUCAUGUCAUUUUAGCAAAAUGUAGAUAAAACUAUUUUAUUAUUGAGGACCGAACGGUUAAAAAAAAUGCAUCUGUUUUGAUCGGUCUGAUAAAGAGGAGCAGGUAAACCCUCAGUUUUUAGACAUUUUUAAAUUUCCGAAAAGUGAGAUUAUGAGUGAAAUUAUGACAUAAUACAGCAUGUGCACAAAAAGAAAACCCUGUUUUAAUAAGAAUGACAAUGAUAUUGUUAGACUUCAUUUUAACAUCAUUAGUCACUUAGGCACUUAGAGUCACUAAACUGAUCAGCAAUAGAGCUACUAAAACCUGCAAUUUACACUGUUUACCAUUAGAUCAUAAAUAUAGACACAAUCAUUGCAUGUCAGAAAAAUCCUGAGGCUGUGCCAUGUCUAAAAUAAAUAUAAAUCUGUAUUUUUCCAUGGCUAUGGAUGUAUGUAAUGUAGUAGUAUACAUAUUUUUAUUUUCUGCCUUCAUUGGUAAGUUCAGAAAAUAAAGUAAAAAUUCAAAAAGUUG
Molecule: messenger RNA, 5300 nt
Organism: Scatophagus argus
Lineage: Eukaryota; Metazoa; Chordata; Actinopteri; Scatophagidae
Product: rab effector MyRIP-like
Exons: 18
Coding region: 383-4579 (1398 amino acids)
Biological process (GO): intracellular protein transport
Cellular component (GO): cortical actin cytoskeleton
Molecular function (GO): actin binding; small GTPase binding; myosin binding
Source: RefSeq, a predicted model, not a curated record